AUUUUCAUUCAUUCAUUCAUAUAUAUAUCUCACUCGUCUUUCUUCUUUUUAUUCUUUCACAAUUCAACUUCCUCCAAACCCUCAUCUAUCCAUCCAUCCAACCAAGUUUUCUACAAUGGCCGCAUCCUCCGCAUGUAUCGUUGGAAACGGUCUAUCCACUAAAAGAACCAUAAACAAGGAAUUUCAUGGCAAACAAUUUCACCUUUCCCCUAGUCUUCCAUCUCUUCACAAGGUUCCAAAAACAAUUGUAAGAGCAUCUCUCAACCAGAAUCAGCAUGAAGGAAGAAGAGGGUUCCUAAAGUUAUUGCUCGGGAAUGCAGGACUUGCAGCACCGGCUUUAUUAAAUACUGGGAAAGCUUAUGCUGAUGAUGAACAAGGAGUUUCUAACUCAAGAAUGUCUUACUCUAGAUUUUUGGAGUAUUUGGAUAAAGACAGAGUUAAUAAAGUUGAUUUGUUCGAGAACGGAACUAUAGCAAUUGUCGAAGCAGUUUCUCCUGAACUGGGAAACCGAGUCCAGAGAGUGCGAGUCCAACUCCCUGGUCUCAGUCAAGAACUUCUUCAAAAGUUUAGGGAGAAAAAUAUUGACUUUGCAGCACAUAAUGCUCAAGAGGAUUCUGGUUCCUUUUUGUUCAAUUUAAUUGGAAACCUUGCAUUCCCUUUGAUAUUGAUUGGGGGUUUGUUUCUUUUGUCUAGACGUUCCGGUGGUGGAAUGGGGGGUCCUGGUGGACCUGGGAAUCCUCUUGCUUUUGGUCAAUCAAAAGCAAAGUUCCAAAUGGAACCCAACACUGGUGUCACAUUUGAUGAUGUGGCAGGUGUAGAUGAAGCAAAGCAGGAUUUCAUGGAAGUCGUGGAGUUCUUAAAGAAACCGGAGCGUUUCACUGCUGUUGGUGCUCGGAUUCCAAAAGGUGUCCUUCUUGUGGGUCCCCCGGGAACCGGUAAAACACUAUUAGCUAAGGCUAUUGCUGGUGAAGCAGGUGUUCCCUUUUUCUCAAUUUCGGGUUCUGAGUUUGUUGAGAUGUUUGUUGGUGUUGGUGCGUCUAGAGUUAGGGAUCUUUUUAAAAAAGCGAAAGAGAAUGCACCAUGUAUUGUAUUUGUUGAUGAAAUUGAUGCAGUUGGGAGGUCAAGAGGAACGGGUAUUGGCGGAGGGAAUGAUGAAAGGGAACAAACCCUUAACCAACUUUUGACUGAAAUGGAUGGGUUUGAAGGAAACACAGGUAUUAUUGUUGUUGCAGCUACCAACCGUGCAGAUAUUCUUGAUUCUGCUUUAUUGAGACCAGGACGAUUUGAUAGACAGGUAUCUGUGGAUGUCCCAGAUGUUCGUGGGAGAACCGAUAUCUUAAAGGUGCAUGCUGGCAAUAAGAAAUUUGACAAGGAUGUGUCUCUCGAGGUGAUUGCCAUGAGAACACCUGGAUUUAGUGGUGCUGAUCUUGCUAAUCUUUUAAACGAAGCAGCCAUAUUGGCUGGUCGCCGUGCAAAAACAGCAAUAUCUUCCAAAGAAAUUGAUGAUUCCAUUGACAGAAUUGUGGCUGGAAUGGAGGGAACUGUUAUGACGGAUGGGAAAAGUAAAAGCCUUGUAGCAUAUCACGAGGUUGGCCAUGCCAUUUGCGGAACUCUGACACCGGGGCAUGAUGCGGUUCAGAAGGUGACCCUAGUCCCACGUGGCCAAGCAAGAGGAUUGACCUGGUUCAUUCCAUCAGAUGACCCUACAUUGAUCUCCAAACAGCAACUAUUUGCUCGAAUUGUUGGUGGACUUGGUGGAAGAGCUGCCGAAGAAGUGAUAUUUGGUGAGCCGGAGGUAACCACAGGUGCAGCUGGUGAUCUGCAGCAAAUCACCGGUCUGGCCAAACAGAUGGUAGUAACAUUUGGCAUGUCAGAAAUUGGACCAUGGUCACUUAUGGAUGGAUCUGGUCAAAGUCAAGAUGUUAUAGUGAGAAUGAUGGCUAGAAACUCAAUGUCUGAGAAGCUAGCUGAAGAUAUUGAUACUGCCAUCAAGAAGCUUUCGGACACCGCAUAUGAAAUUGCCCUAACUCACAUCCGCAACAAUCGCGAAGCUAUGGACAAAAUAGUGGAGAUUCUUAUCGAGAAAGAAACAAUGAGUGGUGAUGAGUUUCGGGCAAUCCUUUCUGAAUUUGUUGAAAUUCCUUUGGAAAAUCGGGUCGCUCCUGCUUCUCCAAGUCCUGUAAGUGUAUAAAGGAUAGUUGAAUCAUACAUGUGUUAUGUAAUAUAAUUGUUGAUUACAGUUUCACUUGGUGGUCCGGCAGUAAAUUGUAAUAUUUGUACUACAAGGGGUUUAUACAUAGAAAAGCUAGCUGCUGCUUCUGUCUAA
Messenger RNA from Erigeron canadensis, 2326 nucleotides. Its product is annotated as ATP-dependent zinc metalloprotease FTSH 8, chloroplastic. Bases 116 to 2191 code for a protein of 691 amino acids. The record is from RefSeq and is a predicted model, not a curated record. The transcript is spliced from 5 exons. Gene Ontology annotation, cellular component: membrane; chloroplast thylakoid. Lineage: Eukaryota; Viridiplantae; Streptophyta; Magnoliopsida; Asterales; Asteraceae. Gene Ontology annotation, molecular function: metalloendopeptidase activity; ATP-dependent peptidase activity; ATP binding. Gene Ontology annotation, biological process: proteolysis.